CUGCGGUCCCUUUAAGUUGGUGAUACUAUGUACCCUGUCAGUAUUCGUCAGUAUAUUUGCCAAAAUAAAAAAUAGGUGAAAAUUCCAAAUACGAAAUGUCUGGUGAUGAAUUCCACCGACCAAAACAUCACAGGAAUGUACACAGGGUUGUCAUCGGAUACUUCCACAAAAACCUACUCAGCAGUUACACCAAGGAUUAUAACACAUGCAAGAAGAUGGAUUUCGCAUCUGUGUUUGCCAUCCUGUUCAGCAGCGUGACAGGGAUCCUUAACGGCGCCAAUAUGUCAGGUAUUUUCCUGAAACCUGCAACAAUAACUACAAAGGGAGGUAACCCUUACGUGGCAGUCCUAAUGUCCUGGAUCCUUGUACAGGCGGUGUUGUUGGUGGGAUCACUCAAUGCGAUUGCUCCGGCUGCGUCUGUAUUCUUCCUCUUGUCUUACGCUGGUGUCAACCUGGCAUGUUUGGCCCUGGAACUGGCGUCUGCUCCAAAUUUUAGGCCAUCUUUUAAAUACUUCACCUGGUACACCUGUGGAGCCGGACUGUUGGGUUCAAUGGUGAUGUGUUUCCUGAUCAGCCCUAUAUACACCUCCGUGGCCAUCAUCAUCAUGUUGCUGUUGACAAUUUUACUUCACUUCCGUUCCCUACCUACUCAGUGGGGCUCCAUCAGCCAGGCUCUUAUAUACCACCAGGUCAGGAAGUACCUUUUAAUGUUAGACCCUAGGAAGGGUCAUGUGAAGUACUGGCGUCCACAGAUCAUCCUCAUGGUGGCACAGCCUCGACAAUCCUGUGAACUCAACGACUUCAUCAAUGACAUCAAGAAGGGAGGACUUUAUGUCCUCGGUCACGUGAAGGUUGGGCGCUGGGAAGAUCAUGACACGGACCCAUUGGGCGAGGAGCAGACACGCUGGAUGACUUUGGUAGAUGGCAUGAAGAUCAAAGCUUUUGUAGAGAUUACCAUGGCAACAUCUGUUGUCGAGGGAAUGGGACAUUUGGUGAGAAUAGCGGGACUAGGAGGCAUGAAACCAAACACAGUGUGUCUGGGAUUUUACGAUUCCUCGAAGCCUAUAGAUUCUCUAGCCAGGAGGCUUACGCAGAAAAAGAAGCGCAUUUUAGGCGGAGUUGAAAACGGUGUUUCCUCAAAUAUGGAAGGUCUUUUUUCCAGUCUACGAGGAGAACAUGAAAACAAGAGUCUACAACCGGGGGAGUAUGUACAGAUGAUUGAAGAUUCUCUAAAACUACAGAAAAACGUGAUUCUUUGUCGACAUUUCCACUUGUUAAACAAGACUGUGGUUGCAGACACUAGAGCGACGUCUUAUAUAGACGUAUGGCCUGUUAAUUUGUUUCAACCAGAAACUGCGAGUUUCUUUGACAACACAUGUCUGUUCAUGCUGCAGUUCGCCUGCAUUUUGAGGAUGGUUCCGCCAUGGAAAGCCAAAACUCAACUUCGUGUGUUCUUGUGCCUUAAUGCCCAGACAGACAACACACUCCAGAAAGAACAGAAACUGGACGCUUAUUUACAGCAGCUGCGUAUUUACGCCAAGAUCAAAAUCGUCACUUGGGACCACCUCAUGCAUAUGUUGCCACAACCGACGGAGGUGAGCAGUGAGCUGAUGCAGGAUUUUCAUUCGGCUCCAAAUCAGUUUAUACAGGAAAUGAACGAACUGAUCAUCUCGCAUUCAAGUCGGACUGUGGUAUCCUUCUUGUAUCUCCCACGACCUCCGCCUGAGAGUAAAUUU
This is a messenger RNA of Mizuhopecten yessoensis (Yesso scallop), 1736 nucleotides long. RefSeq names its product solute carrier family 12 member 9-like. The annotation marks the transcript as partial. The transcript has 8 exons. The record is from RefSeq and is a predicted model, not a curated record. Gene Ontology annotation, molecular function: potassium:chloride symporter activity. Gene Ontology annotation, cellular component: membrane. NCBI's taxonomy places the organism in Eukaryota, Metazoa, Mollusca, Bivalvia, Pectinida, Pectinidae. Gene Ontology annotation, biological process: potassium ion import across plasma membrane; chloride ion homeostasis; chloride transmembrane transport.